Messenger RNA from Paraphaeosphaeria sporulosa, 1173 nucleotides. Its product is annotated as alpha/beta-hydrolase. Bases 1 to 1173 code for a protein of 390 amino acids. The record is from RefSeq and is a predicted model, not a curated record. The transcript has 2 exons. Gene Ontology annotation, molecular function: hydrolase activity. Lineage: Eukaryota; Fungi; Ascomycota; Dothideomycetes; Pleosporales; Didymosphaeriaceae.
AUGGCCAAGAAAGUCCCUAUCCCUAGCACUCUCAGCCUCGCAGCCUUCUUCGUGCGCAUCGCUACGGCCGCCGUCUAUCGCGCCCUCACCUAUCCCAUCCGCCGCCUCACCAACUCUCCUCGCGCUCCCACUUUCACUAAAGAUGUCUUUUUCGCUGCAGUCCGUGCCGGCUGCGACGUCGUCCAAAUCGCACACAGCAGAUACUUGAUGCCCUCAACAACAGACCUCUACCACCAGUUCUGCGCCGCAAACAAAAUUGCGCCUCGCUCGCUGGAAGUAUCACUGCCUGAUUCGAAAGAUGUGGUAGCCGCGCACUGGAUCGGCGAGCCCGAUGCAGAUGUCGUUGUGUUGUACUUCCACGGCGGAGGGUACACGCAAGCCGGGACGGAGGGCUAUCUGCGCUUCUGGACGCAGACCGUGAAAGAUCUGAAUACCGGUUCGAGAAUAAUGGCGGUGCUGCAGCUUGCUUACAGUCUUGCGCCAGAGGCGCAGUAUCCGAGACAGCUCCAGGAAAGUGCUGCUGUGCUGGCGCAUCUGAUUGCUGCUGAACGGUCACCGUCGAGUAUUAUUCUCGCGGGCGAUUCUGCGGGCGGAAAUAUGGUGUUGAGUCUACUAUCGCAUGUUUUGCAUCCGCAUCCGAGUGGAGAUGUUGCGAGGAUUGAGUUGAAUCAGGAAAAGAUCGGAGGCGCGCUGAUGAUCAGUCCGUGGGUCACGUUUAGCCAGGAGCAUGAGAGUUUCACGAACAAUCGGGGGAAGGAUAUGUUGUCGCCGCGGCAGCUGCGGCGGUAUGCGGGAAUGUUUCUCGCGCCCUCUAGUAAUCCGGAAACCGACCCCGGACGUGUGCACGGGGACGCGUACACAGAACCUCUGCACAACGACCCGUCUUGGUGGAAAGGGCUCCCCCGUGUUGUCAGCGAAGUGCUUGUCUGGUCCGGUGGAAAUGAGCUCUUCGCAGAUGCGAUUGCGGAUUUUGAGUGGGUCUUCCGUGAAGGAUGGUGCCAAGGGGGAGACGAGGAUGGGGGAGACGAGUGUGAAAACGUCGUGUUCGUGCAAAGUCCGGAGAGAGCGCAUAUUGAGCCUAUUUUGAGCGUCAUGCUGGAACAGGGUGUGAAGGGAAAGCAUCAGACUGUCAUAGAGGAGUGGAUGAAGGCCAGGCUAGAGAAGAGUGGGUAG